CGCAAGAGGCGGCAUCUGCGUGCGGCAUUAUCUUUGGUAAGAUGGGAUACUCGUGCUGUGAGAAAGGCUGUCAUACAGAUGGUAAAAAUGGCAGAAAGGUGGACUACAACAUGAGAUUUUUUUCGGUUUCCCACUUGAAAAAGAGGAUAUGGACAGCAGGUAGAGGAGGUACGGAUCUGCAUCAUGAACCGCAAGCGCCAGCUCUGCCCCCUGUGCCAUGCCCCCCGCUUUAACGUCUCAGUCCACCUCCGUAAUUUCCAUAAGAUGGACAGUAAGACGGAGAGGAAGCUCAUCAAUUCGGUGUCAUCGGGCAGGUUUGCCGGGCCGAUCAAUUGCCCAGUGGCCAACUGCCUGGCUACAAACCUUUCCCGCGUUGACCGACACUUGAGGCUGUGCCACCAGCUGCAGGGGGACGAGCUGAAGCGGCAGAUCACGGCUGCCAAAAGGAACGCGGCACGUCAGUCAUUGCAAGAAUUCAAAAGUCAGUACGCGGCUGAACGGGACGAAAUAAAAGACCUACAGCGGCGUAUUACAUACCUAGAGGAGCAAGUAGCGCAUUUAUUCCGUCAUCCAUCUUCAGCUGUGUCGCAGGCAUCCCACAAGCUGCUCUUCUCUGAUACAGUACUGGCCAAGUAUAGGGAGAGCAUGUUUCGGGUCGGUGCCUCGUCAAAAUACACGCAAAACCAAAAGCAAGAAUUGGCGUAUAUAAAAAUGUUUGUCAACUUCAUGUGGGACACUCCACAGUCCCCAGCAGCUGCCCAUUUAAAAUAUCUAUUAAACUUGUCCAAAGUCAAUGUCUGGCUGUCCAAUCUAAAUAAAAAAUUUAAGGUUGACACAAUGAAAAAUUACAUUCUGGCUGUGACUAAAUUUUGCCGCUUCUUGUGGGAUGCCCAGCUCUCCUGUGUCCAGCUGGGGCGACGAGAGAUCAACCGGCUCUUGCGGCAUUUCAAAUGCCAACUGAAAAUAUUGAGCAAGAGAGUGGUCAAGCGUAGGCAGCAGGUCAAAGACUGGAAGAUGCAGAGGAUGACGACCACCCCAAGGCGACGGAUAGCUGCUGUAAUUCUCUCCUCCUCGGAGGAGGAGGAGGCUGAGACACAGAAAGACCAGUCUGGCGAAGGCACGAGUGCUGCCCUCAGUGGUCGUGACACUGGGGAGAGUCAGGCAUCCGAGGGUGAAACCAGCGGAGUGCAGGUGCCACCCCAAACACCUGUGACAGAAGCUGGCAGUGUUGUGAUGGCUGGUGAGCCGGGGGCAGAUGAAGAAAAUGAAUUUACUGAGGAGGUGGAGUUCAAGUUAUUCUUGGACGAGGAAGAGGAGGUGGCGAAGGAGGAAGAGGAGGUGGCGGUGAAGGAGGAAGAGGAGGUGGCGGUGAAGGAGGAAGAGGAGGUGGCGGUGAAGGAGGAAGAGGAGGUGGCGGUGAAGGAGGAAGAGGAGGUGGCGGUGAAGGAUGAGGAACAGGUGUGCAAAUUGCCUAGAGUUCUACCAAAGUCAGUACCACGUUCUCGGACAUCGCUCCUUAGGAGGAAACUGACCUAUACCGACGCCUUCAAGGACAGGAUGAAAGCUAGAUUCCAACCAUAUUGGGGACGUCCAAUAAAAACAGGCGUGAUCCACAGAGUCCUGGCUGAGUCUCCCGGUCUUUUGCAAACAUGCAAGGACAUGAGUUUGACAAUUGACAAUGUCAGGGGCCUCUUAAAGCAGCUCCAGCAAGAAUGAAGAGGAUGUCAGUCCUUCACAUCUGUCAUCUGUAAGUUUAUUCUGUCUGCUGUGCGCAAUAUUUCCAUUUUUAGAUGUGCUCUCUUUAUUUGGUGGGUGUCAAAGUCAUGUUUUUGUGUCUCAGGUUAUUUCAGUUUAAGAGCUCCUGCAUUUUAUUUGGUUCAUUAAAAAAAAAAAGGGAAAAAAAGCUUGUUUUAGUUGCUGGGAGGUCAUUUUUUUUACAUUUAAAAAGAUGUACACUUUAUUUUCCCCACAAAUAAAAAUGUUUUUGUUUCAUUGGUGUCUCAAAGUUUUUUCCUUCUAAUCUCCUCUACCGGUCACUGUGCAUGCGGUCAUGGUAGGCUUGCUUUUAAACUGCUUGAUUCAACAGCAGGCUCUGAUUGCAAAGUGUCAAAACAACAGACUGAGACAUUUCGGCUUGCAAACGUGGAUUUUUUUUGGUCUUUGUUUCGGAUACUUAGACAUUACAGAUGUUAAACGUUGAACUUCGGGAUUUGUAGAUAUUAUGGCUUUUAAACGUGGAUUCCUUGGACUUUGUUCAGUAGUUAAAGCGUAUCUGGAUAUCCAUAGUGAUAUUAUAGAUUAUUCUGAACUCAUUGUUAAGUAGGCAUUAGUCUUUUGGUCAGAAUUAGUAAAGACGUAAUAAUUAUGUAAUAAUUGCAAAAAGUGAAUGUAGUACUACCACUUCUAUCGUGUUACUGUUGUGGUUGAUUCACCUUUGUCUGUUUAAAUUUUAGGCACGAGGGUGCAUCUGGGCCAGAUAUCAAGAUGUUGUGCUUUGAUGUUUUAAUGUUUGUGUAAAUAAAAGUUAGUUGAGUUUCAUCAGUGUCCAGUGGUACUUUAUCCAUCUUCUACAAGGGUAACUGGACAAGUGAUUGUCACCAAACUACGUGUCAAAAGUGUCAAAAUGACAGACUGAGAUAUUACAGCCUUUAAACGUGUACAUUUGGGGUUUUAAACCUUUAUAUUAUGGCUUUUUAGCAAACUUUGGCCAAUAUACUUGGACAUUACGGACUUCAAAGAUUAAAUCCUGGCUUUAAACGUGUUUUCAUGGAUUAAAACUAAUUCAUCAAGGGUGCUAACCUCCAAUUAUGUGACAAACGUUCACUGUGAUAAGCCUGACCGACUUUUUUUUUGUAGAUAUUAUGUAACUGCACAGUGCAAUUUUGUCCAGGGGCCUAAAUAGGGUUAGAAGAAGUAGCAUUUUCAGGCAUCAAAAUCUGUUUUUAUGACCGUUCAGCACCUCCAUAGGAUAGGAAUCCACAGUUUAGCCUGCUGUAGUAGCAUACUUUCUACUUUCCAACCGCCUUUUGUUUCACCCUAAGGCCCCAAAUUAGGGUUAGAAAAUGUAUGGCAUUUUCAGGCAUCAAAAUGUUCUUUUUAUGCACACAUUACACCAUUAUUGAUAUCACUUCACUGGCUCCCUGUACAUUCUCGAAUUGAGUUUAAGCUCUUAAUGUUUGUUUUUAAAUCUCUUUUAAAUGGCAUUGCUACACCGUAUCUAUCUGAUUUAUUAACCAUCAGGAGACACAGCAGAACCCUACGAUCAGCUGUCCAACUUCUUUUAGAAGUUCCAAGAUCUAAAUGCAAACAAUGAGGAGAUUUUCUGUAGCUGCACCCAGUCUCUGGAACAAACUACCCCCAGAGAUUCAUACCAUUUCUGGCUACAACCAUUUUAAGUCAAAACUGAAGAUUUAUUUUGGAAAUAUCGGAAAAUUUAAUAUUUAGUUGGGGGUGACAUUUUACUGUUUCAUGUACCCCAUGCUGUGUCUUUCGACAUUCUAUUGUGUUUUAUGUAUUGUGUUUCUCAUGUUUGUUGCAGUGUAUUUGUGGUACCGUAUUCUGUGUUUAUUUCACAGUUUUUAUUUUAAUUGUGGAGCGCCUUGGUCACUUUUGGUCUUGUAAAGCGUUAUAUAAAUAAAUGAUUGAUGAAGACUUCA
Brienomyrus brachyistius is the source of this 3656-nucleotide messenger RNA. RefSeq lists its product as uncharacterized. NCBI's taxonomy places the organism in Eukaryota, Metazoa, Chordata, Actinopteri, Osteoglossiformes, Mormyridae. The coding region runs from base 184 to 1716 and encodes 510 amino acids. The transcript has 9 exons. The record is from RefSeq and is a predicted model, not a curated record.